CCUGUAACUACCAAGCUUCCCUACGUAUUUGCAGUCCAAAUUUCCAACCCAUGUCCAGUCUGACCCGACCCCCUCUCAUAACCCACACCACCACUUCAACCACUGUCCUCACCUCCCUUUCCUAUUGCACCACCCUCACUCACCUCAAACAAGUCCACUCUCAAAUCCUCAAACUCCCCCAGUCUCACCACCACUCCCUCCUUUACAAACUCCUCCUCACUUCACUCUCUUUACCUGCCACCAAUUCUUCAUCUAUUCACUAUGCCCUCUCCGUUUUUUCCCAACUCCCGUCUCCCCCACCUCAUUUUUCCAAUAAGUUUCUUCGCAAAUUAUCGCGUAGCAACUGCCCCGAAAACGCCUUCUUGGUGUUUGUCAAAAUGCUGAUAACUGGACUCAAUGUUGACAGGUUCAGCUUUCCUCCUAUAAUAAAGGCUGCGGCUCGGAUGGAGGGUUUGUUCGAGGGGAUGCAGGUUCAUGGCCUAGGAGCGAAGUUGGGGUUUGAUUCUGACCCGUUUGUGCAGACGGGUCUUUUGGGGAUGUAUGCUGCGUGUGGCCGGAUUUCAGAUGCACGAAUGUUGUUUGAUAAAAUGUCUUAUAGAGAUGUUGUUACGUGGAGUAUCAUGAUUGAUGGGUAUUGUCAGAGUGGGCUAUUUGAUGACGCCUUGGAGCUUUUUGAAGAGAUGAAGCGGUCUAAUGUGGAGCCAGAUGAGAUGAUUCUUUCAACAAUUUUAUCUGCUUGUGGUCGUGCUGGAAAUUUAAGUUAUGGGGAAGUGAUUCAUGAACUAAUUAUUGAGAAUAAUGUUGUUGUUGAUACCCAUUUGCAGAGUGCGCUUGUUACUAUGUAUGCAAGUUGUGGUUGCAUGGAUAUAGCUAACGAAUUGUUUGAUAAGAUGUGGCCAAAGAAUUUGGUUGUCGCAACUGCUAUGGUCUCUGGGUAUUCAAGAAUUGGACGGAUUAAAGAUGCUCGCAUGAUUUUUGACCAAAUGGUUGAAAGGGACUUGGUCUUCUGGAGUGCAAUGAUCUCUGGUUAUGCUGAGAGUGAUCAACCUCUGGAAGCACUUAAGUUAUUUAAAGAAAUGCAAGUCGUGGGAAUGAAACCAGAUCAGGUCACCAUGCUAAGUGUCAUAUCAGCUUGUGCUCAUCUUGGUGCAUUGGAUCAAGCCAAAUGGAUCCAUUUAUAUGUUGAUAGAAAUAGGUUUGGAGGAUAUUUGCGUGUCAACAAUGCUCUUAUUGAUAUGUAUGCAAAAUGUGGGAGUCUGGAAAGGGCAAGAGAAGUUUUUGACAAGAUGCAGAGAAGAAAUGUGAUAUCCUGGACUAGUAUGAUCAACGCCUUUGCAGUGCAUGGAGAUGCCAGUAAUGCACUAAGCUACUUCAAUCAAAUGAAACGUGAAAAUGUCGAGCCUAAUGGGGUUACUUUUGUGGGUGUGCUUUACGCUUGCAGCCAUGCAGGGCUAGUUGAGGAGGGGAAGAAAAUCUUUGCAUCAAUGAUUAAUGAACACAGCAUCACUCUUAAACAUGAGCACUAUGGUUGCAUGGUAGAUCUAUUUGGCCGAGCUAACCUCUUGAGAGAAGCUCUUGAGCUCGUAGAGACAAUGCCGCUGGCACCAAAUGUUGUCAUUUGGGGAUCACUGAUGGCUGCUUGCCGAGUUCAUGGUGAGAUUGAAUUAGGUGAGUUUGCUGCCAAACAACUUCUCCGGUUGGAGCCAGAUCACGAUGGUGCCCUUGUGCUAUUAUCAAACAUCUAUGCGAAGGAAAGAAGGUGGCAAGAUGUUGGGGAGAUAAGGAAAGUAAUGAAGCAGAGAGGUAUAUUUAAGGAGAAAGGAUGCAGUAGAAUAGAAAUGAACAACGAAGUACAUGAGUUCUUAAUGGCAGAUAGAAAUCAUAAACAAAUAAAUCAGAUUUAUGAGAAGUUAGAUGAGGUGGUUAGUGAGUUGAAGCUGGCUGGCUAUGCUCCUAAUACCCGUAGUGUUUUGGUAGAUUUAGAGGAGGAAGAAAAGAAUGAAGUAGUUCUAUGGCACAGUGAGAAGUUGGCACUUUGUUAUGGGCUGUUGAGUGGAGAAAAAGGGUCGUGUAUUCGCAUUGUUAAGAAUCUGCGAGUUUGUGAGGACUGUCAUACUUUUAUAAAGCUGGUUUCAAAGGUGUAUGGGAGGGAGAUUAUAGUUAGAGAUAGGACUAGAUUUCACCAUUACAAAGAUGGUGUGUGUUCUUGUAAAGACUACUGGUGACCUCAUUUUUACAAACUUCGACUACUGAUUAAAAAUUUAAAAUAGUGUAUUAGCACCGCCAAAUCAUGAAACAUGUACAAUUCAUUAUUAACAUUGAAAAGUGAAAGGAUGAGCAAAUCUGAGGUCUUCUCAGCUGUACUCUGCCUAUGGUGAUUUUAGUAAAUACCGCCUUUCAUUAUAAAUUAC
Messenger RNA from Pistacia vera, 2411 nucleotides. RefSeq names its product pentatricopeptide repeat-containing protein At4g14820. The coding region runs from base 51 to 2225 and encodes 724 amino acids. Lineage: Eukaryota; Viridiplantae; Streptophyta; Magnoliopsida; Sapindales; Anacardiaceae. The transcript has 2 exons. The record is from RefSeq and is a predicted model, not a curated record. Gene Ontology annotation, molecular function: protein binding; RNA binding; zinc ion binding. Gene Ontology annotation, biological process: RNA modification.